This is a messenger RNA of Phaedon cochleariae (mustard beetle), 591 nucleotides long. NCBI's taxonomy places the organism in Eukaryota, Metazoa, Arthropoda, Insecta, Coleoptera, Chrysomelidae. The record is from the annotation of a GenBank genome assembly.
AUGACACAGCAGGGUCAAAGGGAGCUCAGGUCCAAAUCCAUCUCAGAGUCUACAAUAAUGGAUCCACAAACAAAAAUUAUCAUUCGAAAGGUUACGGACAGCAUUAAUGCCAAAAUCGUUGCAGAAUUUGAAACACUCAAUAUGAAAUUCACUACAAUACAGACCAAGAUAGAGCAAAACAAGAAGAGCAUCUCGGACAUUGAUCAUAGGUUAGAUAAAGUAGAACAAUAUUUCCGGCGAUGCAAUCUUCGGAUACAUGGAAUCGAAUUCCGACAACAGGAGGAUACAGCACAAACAGUAGCAAACUUCGUCAAAAACAUACUCAAAAUCAAUAAUUUCAGCACCAAGGACAUCGAAUGCUGUUACCAUAUACCAAACCAAUCACUAUUUGUCAAAUCCUACUCCUACAACGUUGAACAGAUUGUUCACAAUGCUAAAAAACUACUGAAAGAAACCAAAAUUCUAAUAAGGGAAGAUCUAACCCCAUUUGGGCUCAAAGCUAUAGCGGCUGCAUCUGCAAAGUAUGGGGCAAGGUCUGCUUGGACCAUGGAUGGUGAUAUACGAAUGAUUAUCAACAAUAAAGUCCAUUAA